Corticium candelabrum is the source of this 1203-nucleotide messenger RNA. RefSeq names its product general transcription factor IIH subunit 2-like. The record is from RefSeq and is a predicted model, not a curated record. Lineage: Eukaryota; Metazoa; Porifera; Homoscleromorpha; Homosclerophorida; Plakinidae. Bases 38 to 1195 code for a protein of 385 amino acids. The transcript has 14 exons. Gene Ontology annotation, biological process: nucleotide-excision repair; DNA-templated transcription; regulation of transcription by RNA polymerase II. Gene Ontology annotation, molecular function: zinc ion binding. Gene Ontology annotation, cellular component: transcription factor TFIIH core complex; transcription factor TFIIH holo complex.
CCCGGAUGUGCCGUAGGGUCAAUUGUCUAGUUCGUUGAUGAUGGAUGAAGACGAGACAUCGUACAGGUGGGAGACGGAGUAUGAACGGUCAUGGGAAAAUAUCCAGGAAGACGACAGUGGGACACUGAAAGCAAUCGUGGCUGAUGAAGGAGAGAAAAUGAGAAGAAGACCACCAGGAGGAAAGAAGAGGAUCAGACUGGGAAUGAUGCGGCACCUGUUUCUUAUUGUUGACCUCAGUAAUGCCAUGGAUCAGAAGGAUCUGAGACCAUCAAGACUUAGCUGUACUUUGAAGGUUGCAGAAAAUUUCAUCUUGGAAUUCUUUGACCAAAAUCCAAUAUCUCAGUUGGGUGUGAUUGUAACAAGAAGUUCCAAAGCAGAGAAGGUAACAGAUCUUGGAGGUAAUCCAUAUCAUCAUGUAAACAAAUUGAAAGAGGUAGCCAGCUGCAGAGGUGAGCCGUCACUCCAAAAUGCAAUGGAGAUGGCACUGCAGUCUCUCAAACAUGUUCCAAGUCAUGUUUGUCGUGAAAUCAUCAUUGUGAUGGCAAGUUUGACAACAUGUGACCCUGGAGACAUCCUAGACACAUGUGAAAGUCUUGUUGCUCAUAGAAUCCAAUGUAACAUAGUAGGCUUAGCAGCUGAAGUUCACCUGUGCAAGAGGAUAUGUGAAAGAACAAAAGGCCAAUAUGGAGUUAUUCUAGAUGAAAGACAUUUUAAAGAGUUGCUGAUGCAGCAUGUCACCCCUCCACCGGCUUUGGAAAGUGCUGAAGCAUCACUAAUACGAAUGGGAUUUCCUCAUCACCACUCAACUGCUCCUGCUUCAUACAGCAUGUGUCAAUUGGACAGCAGUGAUGCAGCUCUGGGUACUGUGGGAUACUUCUGUCCACAGUGCAAGGCAAAGUAUCUUGAUCUUCCAGUUGAAUGCAAGCUUUGCAGAUUGAUGUUGGUAUCAGCUCCUCACUUAGCACGGUCAUAUCAUCACUUCUUUCCCCUACCUGUCUUUAACGAACAGCAUCCUACAGAAACAUGGUUGUGCUUAGCAUGUCAGUCUCACGUGAGUUCAACAGCAUACGAAUGCAGUGAAUGUCACCAACUUUUCUGCCCUCAAUGUGAAACAUUCAUCCACGAGACGUUACACAUGUGUCCUGGCUGCUGCAGCAGUUUGCCAUCACAGACUAAUGAUACGGUCAAGAGCUGAACUUUUGC